AUGUCGGUAUAUUAUCGCUUUUUACACGAGAAGUCUGAUUCAUACCGUGCUAUUGAGUUGAAUGUAAAUUCAGUCAGAACUUCAGAUUUGAAGAUGCUUGUAGCGGAGCAUGCAGGUUUAGGUAAGGAAUACAUGAAACUUUUUGAUUUAAAGGUAUUUGACAAUGACGAAAAGGAGGCAUUUCCUGACGAUAAGCUACUGCCAAUUUACUCCAGAGUAGUAAUACAGCGCAUACCUUGGAGAGAGCUUAAAGAGAUACAUCACGAAGCUCAGAGAAGUAUUGCAGAAGGUGAAGAGACAGAAGUUGUAGAAGAAGCAAAAUUAACCUUACCCUCAGAAUAUAUCUGCAAGUUAUGUGGAUUUCCGCUGUUAAAUCCAGUCCUCAUAAAAUGUGCUGGGAGCUGUGGUGCAUCCGCCUGUAGGGAUUGUGUAAAAAAUUAUCUUGAGCAAAACAAAGCAGUAGCUGUUAAACCUUGCCCUUCCUGCGGACAAAGAUUUAGAGGCAGUGUACCUAAUAAGAGCCUUGCUAAUGUGUUGGCAACCAUAGACUGGGAUAAGUUUAACUACCCUGUUAGAAAUCCAGAAACAGAUGUUUCCAAGGAUUCAGAUAAUUUAAUCAAACAGCAGGAUUCUAGUAUUUCUGGAGAAGCAAUAACACAUGAUUCUGCUUCUUUAACAAGAACAGAUCCUGAAUUAGAUGACUUCAAGACAAAUGCAGAAGGGAAUGUAUUGUUACAAGAUUUAAAUCCCGAAUCAAAUUCUAUUCCAGUGAUAGAAAACAUUCAAAAAGAUGUAUUUGUCGCAAAAACUAAUCACAAUGAGACCUCAGAGCCCAAUCCUGUAUUACCACAAGCUUCUACUGUUGACCCGGUAUCGAGAAGUGAAGGAAAUGUAGCUCCAUCCAAUAUUCAAAUUACCAUAGAUGAAGGCACAAGUAUUAAUUCUUCCAAUACAACCACAAACUUAACAGCUGAGUCGAAACUACCUUCUUCACCUACAAUCACUGGUUUGACUGAGCAGAGCAUUGAAACCUCAAUUCCUAUACUUCCAAAGGCAAAGACUAUUCCACCUUCCUAUUCUAGUUUGCCUGCUCCUAUAUUACCCCCUCAUCAUGCUUCUCCUCUUAUAGCUACUCACCAGCUCCCACCACAUCCUGGUAUUCAUGCACCUCCAUAUAUGGACCCUUGGAACAUACAAGGGCAUCCCUAUCCAGCAUACGCCCCAGAUGGUGCGCCACAUCAUUUUCAUCCAGGAUAUCCCGGAGCCCCAUUUCCACAGCCAGGCCCUACACACCCAUAUGGAUAUAUAAUUCAGCCCCCAAAUAUGAUGAAUCCUGGAAUGUUUGGUACUCACUUUCAACCAUUUGUAGAGACAAUUUUGCCGAUUUGUGGCCCUUACUUAACAGAAGAACAACAAAUCCAGCUCGCAAUGUCAUUUCCCAUGUUGUCAGAAGAGAACUUUGAGCUAAUUAAGCAAGCCCAACAAAGUGUUAAAGACAUUUGGGGUUUACUUCCAAAAUCAAUUCGCUCUUCUCUUCUUCAGGAAACACAAGAUUUUGGAAAUCCAAGUGAAAAGAAAAAUAAACUAUUCAAAAAAAGAAAGGAAUAUAAUUAUAAUGCCCAAAACAACGGAAUUAACAAUGGAUUAAAUUCAGUAAAUAAUAACAAUAGCAUUAGUAACUCUUCUCACUCUUAUAGUAAGCAUCCAAGCCUUAAAAAAAGGUCUGUCUAA
Molecule: messenger RNA, 1731 nt
Organism: Cryptosporidium ubiquitum
Lineage: Eukaryota; Apicomplexa; Conoidasida; Eucoccidiorida; Cryptosporidiidae
Exons: 1
Coding region: 1-1731 (576 amino acids)
Molecular function (GO): zinc ion binding
Source: RefSeq, a predicted model, not a curated record